Molecule: messenger RNA, 10955 nt
Organism: Porites evermanni
Lineage: Eukaryota; Metazoa; Cnidaria; Anthozoa; Scleractinia; Poritidae
Source: the annotation of a GenBank genome assembly
AUGGCGGCAAAUUCGGCUGUGGAGGUUAUCGAACCAAACAUGCAAGACGAAAUACUCGAAACAACAAGUCCCAUAGCUUCAGGGAGAUUAACUUUAAGUGACACAAAUGUAGCCGAACAAGCCGAAAUUACAAAUGAAAUUGUGGAUGAGGUGGAAGAUGCAGAAAUAGACUCGCUUUUGGAACUCAAGAAGUGCAAAGAAUGGCUUCUUCAACAGAAGAUAAACCAACAGUCAGAGUUGCUUGUUCGUAAGUUCUAGGAGCCCAUUGAUCGAUAAACUUAAAUAAGGAAGCAGAUGCUUGAAACCCGAUUCGUUCUAGUUUAGAAUUUCCAGAAAAGUGCUUGUUUGUUGACUUUUAUCAGCGGAAAUUUUUACCCUACUGUUGACAAACACACAUUUUAUGUUUUCGUUUCAAAAGGUCAAAAUGAGCAAGGAAUUCUGUUUUCCUUCAUUGGAAGUAGGCACAGAGGCUAUUGCCAUAAGUACCGUGGCUUUAGGCGUCCGUGCGGGCUCCUUGUUUAAAAUCUUAGUUGCCCGUGAGCAAAUCAUAGGAGCCUCUAGCAACCAGGCGCCUGUUAGGCAGCAGCCCAGUUACAGUGAUGCAUCGGUAUGGUUUGGAACCAGGACCUUGAGGAAAAACAGCUGAACAGUGCAAAAAAAUCAGCAAGCAAAUCCCCUACUCAGUUCACUUUUUUAUUACCACUUGCCUUGUUAUUCACUCUGUUUCCCACUGAGGCGCCUGGUCUCAGGUUAAACUUCCUACAUUUUAAGGGCCAACCAAACUGCCCAUCACUUAAACAAACUGGUGGCAAUUUCUUAUUAAGCAUACAUUAGCAGAACCAUGUUGUCCAAUCAAACUGCCUCAAACACUCUGCAUUGCACAGUACACUAGUGGGUGUGUCUUUUUUUUAUGUGACUUGGUGAACUUCCUGUAUGUAAAUCCCAAACACAUGUUAUAAGCUGAAAGGAAUCUUACAGGCUUCAGGUUAACAUGUCAUAUUAUGUGAUUUGUAGGGCGCCUUCAACAGCGAGAGGACCUGCAGCCAUCUUCUAAUGAAUCUACUCAAUCAGAUCUUUAUGAAAGGUUAGUAUAUAUGUUGUAGUUAAUUUUUUAUCUCAGGUAAUUUUUAUUUGUCUUUUGUUUAAACUUCAUUAGCAUACAUUAUCAUACCCAAAAACAAAAGACAAAUAAAAAUUACCUGACAUAAAAAAUUAACUACAACAUAUACAUUAUUCAAUAAAGGUUGCUUUGGCAAUUUGUCAUUGGGCAUUUGGGCAUACAAAACGAUGUCAUGAUUUCUUUGACUGACCACCAAACAAUAAAACAAUGCAAUGAUUUGCUUGAGUGACCACCAAACAACAGAUUCCUGGUGCACAAUUACCAAUGCUCAUAGCAACCUUUAUUGAAGAGGCUGACUAUUAUCCAUUUUAUAUGUCCUGCCAUUGUGGGCCUCCUUUGUGGAUUCACAGUGUACCUUAUUGAGAUCAUGUGCUGCAUUAUAGGGGAUGUCAACCAAUGUGCUAGCCCAAAUCUCAGUCAACAUGUUGGUUCCUAUAUCGGUCAAGUAUUAGUUGAGUCUUGGAUGAGUCUCGGUUGAGUGUCACCGGUAGUUAGUCACCACAGUCUAUCGGUUGACAGUCAGUUUUUUAAUAGUCAGUCGUUACUUUGUCAACAGAUCACCGACAAGUCACCGACACUUGGUCAAUGUCAUACUUCAGGCAGCUAUUACAGCUCCUGAAGUCUGUAUGAGGAUCUAUAGGCAAAACUGUCUGUUCCAAGGUCAAUCAUCAUUUGCACUCAGGAAAUUAUUCUUGUAUUCACUUGUCCUUGAGGAAAGAAUACAUGUAUUACUAGUAAUAACCAAUGGUUACAGAGUGCAGGCGACAACAAUCUACAUGUAAGGUCAAAUGCUUUUGCUCCAAUCAGUGAGUGCUCUGUGUAGGUGUCUUGUGACAGAUGGCAAAACGCAUGUGAUCAGAUUACAAGUGGUAGAAGGUCGAAAUGCACGUGAUCAAACUGCAUUCUCUGCAUUCCAUUCAUUCUUAGUGGAAGCCCAAACAAAUGCUGACUACAUACAUGCGACACAUGUGUAAUAACAACCUGGAGAUUAUGAUUGCGGGCUCCUCUUGUUGCCCGCAAUUAACAUGAUCAAUGAUCAUGAGUAAUUUUUUUGAUAUAUACCAGUAUUUUAGUUGAAUUUUAUUGAAUUCUCUACUGUCACUUUUCUCUUGUUGACUGACUAUUUUUUUUUAUCACAUCACUGUAUUUUUUGCUGAAUUAGGAUAUCCAAGCUACAAGAUCAGCUCUAUUCUCUGUCCACAGCACGGUCCUAUAAGAAGCUUGUUCUGGACAGGUUGGUUUUAUGAAUCUGUGAUUGUCUUAACAAGUUAAAAAUGAAAUCUUAUAGCAAUUUUUUUCCUGCCUUUACCCUGCUGCUACAGUAUUGCUUAACUCUGCCUUUACUAAAUGUUGUAAAUACGUGUUGCCUCUUGUCUUCAGUAACUUAUUGUUAUGUUAUAAUAAUAAAUGAAAAUCAUUUGGUUAAUCAUGCAUAAAUUGUCAAUGUAGCAUCUCCUACAUGUAAGAAGUACACCCUUUGUAAUCUGCAUUUUCUUUUGGCAGAUACAGAACUCGGACUCAUAUUACCUAAGUGACCCACUUACUAGAGAGCAAUGAAUAAUUAUUGUUUUUACUAUAUAUAAAUGACUUGAUCCAGUCCAAGUUUUGUACCUGUGCAUAUUCUUGUGUGGCAGGCUUGACUUUCAGCUGAAAAAGAACAUGCUAUUUAAAACUGUUUUGUCAAUCCUUAAUUCAAGGAAGCCACAUAAAUAAACAAUGAAAUGUUGAUUAUGUCAUGCUCAACUACAUAUCAUUGGUUAAUUAUUAACCAAUGAACUUUGCCAUACCAUAAAGGAAAGCUUGCAAAAAAGAGUUGCAGUAUUACUGUGUGCUUCAUGUACUUAGGACAAUGAUGCCUGAAGUACAACUUCACACCUCUCUAUAACAUCAAGUGGUAAAUAGUCAGAGUCCUAACCCACUCCUCUCUUGCUCUCCACCCCCCCCCCCAUCAUUCUCAUACAAACAAAUACCAUUACCAGUGUUCAUUCUUUACUUAAACCUAAUUAUCCAGGUACUGAUUUACAUAUUUGACAUGUACAUAAAAGCAGUUAGGAAAAAUCCAGCUUGUAUUCAAGUAAGUUAUUGCAUGCAGUUAAGAGUGUAGCACAUCCAAUAUGAAUAUACCUAUGCAUGUAUUUUUUUCCUGCAGGCUUUUGUGUGGUGAUCAACUGAUCAAAAAACUGUUUCCAGAUGUCGUAACAGAAUCUCCUACAGAAGAACAUAUUGAAGAAAUGAAGUAAGGCUUAGAGGAGCUUUUUAUUAGUAUGACGAAUGAAACAUGAACUGUGUGAAAAUCAGUCAUUAAUUCGGAUUGUACUAGUUACUGUACUUGUUAUACACGCCUUUUCCCUUAAUACUGCAUGCAUCAUACGUGCAUCGCAUAACUGGCACCUUGAGCUUGCAUGCAAAGAAAUGAAAUGCAAUGCAAAAUCAGUGCAUUGUUUUUGGUUGGACAGAACAAAACUGAGUCCAGACUAAGAUGACUGGUCUGCUCUUAUGUUAUUGAGUGAAUGUCACCUUUUUUCAGUGCUUUUGCCAGGCUGUGUGAAAAACAAAAUAAACUCAGCACAGACAUUCUGAUAGAACAUGAGGUAAGCUUUAUUUCUUAGAUAAAGUUGAUUGAGAACGUUCAGAACAGUCAUGCUGCAUGAAUGUACAUGCACCCUUUGUAUCUCGAGGUUAACUACUACCAACAAAUAUGGAGCAGGGACUGGAUAAUAGGCUCCCAUACAGAAGUUCUUUUGCUUAGUACCCUCUACUUCGCUAGUAACAAGAGAUAAAAACGUCAUAUCCUGAUGCAGUCCAGCUGUAUGGGGAUCUUCUUUUCCCACCUCUGCCCCCGUCCCUGUGCAUGUCUUGUUUUCGCUUUGCUGUUUUAUUUUCUCGUCAGUGUUUCCACUAUCCGAGAGCUUGGCACGGGCUUCGCUAAAGUAAAUGUCAUUGAGUGAGUGAAAAGGGGGCAACAGCGAAUUUUCAUCUUACCUUGUAAAAAGGUUUCUUUGUACACAUUCGUGCUGGUGAUAAUUCGGCUUAAAUUAGAUAUACUAAAAACAUGCAUGAUCGGCAGCAUCUUAUUGAUCAUAUUACAAUUUUCCCUUAGGCUUUGUUAGAAGCUCAAACUGUGUUAGACAAAGUUAGGCAACAAAGUUAUGGUGAGUAACUUAAGAAGUUAUAGUGAGUAACUUUAGGUACUAAGGGCCAAAUAUUUAAACGAAGUCUAACUUAAGCCGCGGUUUAACGAAUCUUUGAACCUCCAGAUCUCUUCUGGAUUGUUUUAAAAAGAUAAAUGCUUUUCUAGUCUUCUCUAUAUGCUUUCAUAAAACUGUUCACAAUAAAUGAUGUUUAGAUAUAAUCGUUGGGCAAAUUAAAACUGAUGAACACGGUUUUGUUGAUCACUGGCUAAACAGCAAAACUCUCUGACACGCGUCAGCAUUGUCAAAACUUCACGUCCACAUUAUAAAGCAGUACUGUAAAGUUUUGAAAUGUAUCCUCUUUGAAGAGCGUUUUACUUUUAGAAAACGUCCGUUUUCGGUGGACAGUUUAUCUGGAUUUAGUGGCAUGAACUCUGGGUCUAAACGAGAGAAUCGCGUUACAUUUUCAUAUUUAUCCGGCGUAUUGUGCAUAGGAUCUAACUCUAUUGCUUUUUGUCGUUCUCCCGGUUGCUGUCGCUGGAGUGGGUUCAGUGCUAAAGCUAUCUACUGCUGUUGAAAUAAAUCGGUGAUAGUUCCAGUAACUGAUUUCAUCAUCCUUUUGUUUUCAGAGAAAAAGAAAGAGAACAGAGGGCUUAUGAAAUCUUUGCAGGUGAGUGUGUCAUAAAAACAACUUUUAGAGGAAAAAAUUCUAACUAAAUCGUAGUCUAACGUUCAUGUACGGCUACCUCCCAUAAGCAAAAAAAUUUCCCUAUUGGUCUAAGGGCCUCUUAGUGGGAACUUUUCGUAAACGACCACACCCACUUUUAGGAGCCUAGUGAUGUUUCCAUUGUCUUUAUUCCCCCGUUGGAUCUCUGACUCGCGCCCGUUUGUGUUUCAUCGUUAAACCAAUCAAAUUCUUUUACUCUUGUUCGUUUGUUGUUUUGUUUUGAUCGUGCUUAAUGAUUUCAAGAUCAAACGAAACUCGCUCUGUUAGGCUAGUUUCGAAGUGUUUUGGCUACUUAAUGUGAAGGAAUCCUUCCCCACUGAACGUGAGUUAAGAAGCUGCUCUGAAAAGAGGCACAAGACUUUCUAAAACCUGUUUUAAAGUGAAGCAUGCUUUAAAACCCUUUCCCAUAAAAAGCUACUCUUUGUUAUUAUAAUUAUUACAAUUAUUUUGACUACGCACAAAUGAAAGCACUUGGUCUGGAGAUAGCUGCUUAAAAGCCAGUCUUUCACUGGGUUUUCUGUUAAACCUGGUAUAAUUGAAUAUGUUUUUGUCAGUUGAACGUAUGAUAAGAGGUACAAUGCUAUCCCUUUCUUGUUUCGCAGAGUUUAAAGGAAGAUCAAGAAAAGGCCUCUUCCUGUAGCACGGACAACGCACAAAUUCAAAAGUAAGUAGGAGUUGGAUAGAGAUAAUAACAAAAAAACAUUGACAUGUUGGUCCAAAAAUUAAAGUUAAGCUCUGAAAGAGACGACGUUUUUCGAAAACGUCACUCAAUAAGUGAACUCGCGCUGCUUCAAACUUUAUCCCGCUUAUUCCAUCUCGUUCAAUUCGUCAAAUAAUGGCUACUUUUUCCUGAAGUUGAAUUCUAAACGACUGUAUUGGAAGUUCAGGAAAAAAAUAGGAAAAUGUUUUUUGUUCACAUCCUCCUAAAAACGUGAAAUAAGGCACUUUUACGUCGUAGUCGUACAAUGACGGCAAAGCAUUGAAAUGCACAAAAAGAGGGAUGCACGUGCGAAGUUGUUGUUUUGCUAAUUGAAACCUACUGGGCCAGUUAUUUAAACGGAGUUUAGCCAGUGUUUAACAAAAUCGGGUUCUAAGCCAUUUUCAGUUUGCCCAACGCUUUUAUCUUAACACUAUUUAUCGUGAAAAAUUUCAUGAAAGCAUAAGGUGUAGACUGGAAAAGCACUUAUUUUCUUAAAAAUAAUAUCCUACUAUGGAAGAGAUCUGGAGGUCCAAAGAUUUGCUGAACGGUGGCCUAAAAUAGACUUCAUUUAAAUAACUGACCCAUUGUUUUUGCCGUUCUUGUUGCCGUCGCCAUCGUCGUUGCUUAAGCUCCCUAGUAAGUAGUAAGCGGAAUUUUUUUCACUCUUGCCAUAAAUUUGCAGUUUAGCUUGGAUUCGUUUGACAACUGCGUUACCGAAAAUUGCAGCCAUUUGGCCAGUGUAAGUAAAAACACAACUUUCUUUGGGUUCCGAUAAGCCCGAAAAUCAGACUACAGGUUAAAGUAGAGGGUUGCGAGAAGGAACGGAGGAAAGCAAUGGUGCAGCCUUGAUCUUUAUAAUGGCCACCUCGGAGAUGUUUUUUAAAUGUAAAAAUUGGUCGAGUGGCAAGGAGUUUAAGGCAAUGAUGUGUUCAAGAACCCUGCUAUCUCUAUCUCAAAGCUCUGAAAGGGUAAUGAAAUAAAUUCGAUUGGUUCGGCUGAUGCCUAUGAACUUCCAAUUAAUCCGUUUCAUGGAUACCUUUACAAUACGAAUAGUUUCCUUUCACAAAUUCAGUGGUAUAAAUACGGGUACAUUUGUUAAGCGGACAUGUAGGUUCGGUACCUUAAGUGUCCGUAAUAAUAGGGUGCAAAUACUCGUCGUCAUCAUUAUCAUCUUCACCAGUCCUUUCGGUGUCCCGUGUCACACUCCUAGUGCACGAACAAAAGUUCUCCANCGUGAAAAAUUUCAUGAAAGCAUAAGGUGUAGACUGGAAAAGCACUUAUUUUCUUAAAAAUAAUAUCCUACUAUGGAAGAGAUCUGGAGGUCCAAAGAUUUGCUGAACGGUGGCCUAAAAUAGACUUCAUUUAAAUAACUGACCCAUUGUUUUUGCCGUUCUUGUUGCCGUCGCCAUCGUCGUUGCUUAAGCUCCCUAGUAAGUAGUAAGCGGAAUUUUUUUCACUCUUGCCAUAAAUUUGCAGUUUAGCUUGGAUUCGUUUGACAACUGCGUUACCGAAAAUUGCAGCCAUUUGGCCAGUGUAAGUAAAAACACAACUUUCUUUGGGUUCCGAUAAGCCCGAAAAUCAGACUACAGGUUAAAGUAGAGGGUUGCGAGAAGGAACGGAGGAAAGCAAUGGUGCAGCCUUGAUCUUUAUAAUGGCCACCUCGGAGAUGUUUUUUAAAUGUAAAAAUUGGUCGAGUGGCAAGGAGUUUAAGGCAAUGAUGUGUUCAAGAACCCUGCUAUCUCUAUCUCAAAGCUCUGAAAGGGUAAUGAAAUAAAUUCGAUUGGUUCGGCUGAUGCCUAUGAACUUCCAAUUAAUCCGUUUCAUGGAUACCUUUACAAUACGAAUAGUUUCCUUUCACAAAUUCAGUGGUAUAAAUACGGGUACAUUUGUUAAGCGGACAUGUAGGUUCGGUACCUUAAGUGUCCGUAAUAAUAGGGUGCAAAUACUCGUCGUCAUCAUUAUCAUCUUCACCAGUCCUUUCGGUGUCCCGUGUCACACUCCUAGUGCACGAACAAAAGUUCUCCAUUCAGGCCAGUGUCGGAUCCAGGGGAGGGGCCCGGGGGGCCCGCCCCUCCUUCUUGUCAGACCAAUCUGAGGCCCGAAGGGCCCAAAAAAUUAUUUUUAAGACCGGCUCCCCCCCCCCCCACCUAAUUAUCUCAAGGUCUGGAUCCUCCACUGCAGGCCUACUUCUUUACCCAAAUUCAGACCUUCUUAAAGAGGGCAGACUAUUCCAUAUUAUUGAGUCUUUGAAAAAUUUAGUGGAAUACAGCAUUCUCGUCUUAACUCUGCAGUAAUUUUGUAACUUAGACCUCUCUCUUUUCCAGGUUGAAACAGCAAAUAACCACGAAAGUAGAAAAGAUAGAUAUCGUAAGAAAUGUUUUCCAGGUAAGAACAGUAAGAGGUUUCCUGUAAGUUGCUUUCCGAAGGUCAGGGUUUGGACCGAGUCUUGAAUUCUGGAAAAAGUCUUAAAACUUGCAGUUUUGCAAACCGGGAAAAAGUGUGGAAAAUGAAAAUGAAAAAAGUUUUUUUUUUCAAAACUGCAGCAAGUGCUUAGUUGCUCCUCCACAGCCAAAUAAUUCAAUAGACCAUUUCCGAGUUUGAAAAAACGAAACUAAGUGAAAAUUUUUUGUUGUUAAAACGAGUUUUAUUUGCGUAAGAACAAAAAGAAAUUUUCAUAUCAAUGGCUUUGAACUUAGCCUCGCUUUGAAACAGAGGCUUAAAGCAAAUUGGAAAUGGACUAUUGUUCAGAACUGUCUCAUCUUCGCAUUGCACGAUGGUUAUUGUACAUUUCUAGUGUAUCCCAUCUCCAUACGCAUGCCAUAGGAGAACUGUUUAGCGGUUCCCAACCAACAGCUACCACUUGUCUACGGUGGAGCGGGCGCGUAACGGAGUGGUUUUGUACUCGCCUCGGCAGUAAACAGUGGAGUCGAUUAUCGCAAGUGAGACCUCUCGCCUGGGGCUAUGCCAUGCCGAUGAGUACUGAUGAGGACGAAGCAGUUGUCCAUGACUGCCACUGACGGGGUGAUAUGGUUGUGCCAUACCGCGGAGGUGGUACGUGUGCUUCAGUGCUGAAAUUGGUAUCAUCCUGUGAAAAGCCCUGUUCCCGCAUUUUGUUUCCGGAAAAUGAAAUUAUCGUUUUAAAAAAGUCGGGAAAAAGUCUUCAAUUUUGCAUCCAAAGAUCUGUGCGAACCCUGAAAGGUUCGGCUCUAAAAACAGCAACAUAUUUUAAGUGGUAAUAACCAAAGGUUACGGAGUGAGGGCGACAACGAUCGAAGGUUAAAGGGGCUGUGUCACGAAAUUCAGCCAAAUUAGGAAAUUACAAAAUGCCUGUUAAAUUAAGAGAAACAUAAAAAAUAACUGCUUAAAACUUUAAAGGAAGGUUAAAAUAACAUAACAGAAACAACAGAUGCCACGGAUGGGCAAAACUGAAGACGAUUGAAACGGAUUGAAAUUAGGGUUUUUGAAAACUGUUCAGCCUAACAGUUUUUCAAAGUUGAUCCCUGCUACUUGCAACUUCAAAAAUAAUGCUCAGGAGACAUAUUUGUUUGUCUCGGAUCUCUGAUUUUGUCAUUUGCAUGUAAUUUCUUUGAAAACUUUAAGUUUCAUAGCGAUUGAGAGCGAGUAAUUGGCAAAAUUAAACAAAAUGAACUGGACUGCCGUGACACAGCCCCUUUAAAACGCUCUUGUACCCCUCUUUACACCAACGCUUUGCUUUGUGUAAGGUUUGCGUGAUAGAUGGUCAAAGCAGGCGUGAUCGCGUGCAGAUUGCGUCCUGUGCGUUCCAUUUAUUCUUGGUGGAAGUCCAACGAAGCUGGCUUUAUACAUGCCGGGCAUGCGUAAUAGCAACCUGGAGGUUAGUUAGAGUUGCAGGCUCCUCUUGUCCCCCGCACACGGUUAUGCAUUGCAAUAAGCAUACAAUUUGAAAAGUUAUAACGGUAAUCAGAUAAUUUUUAUACAUAGAGGCAACCGAGUUGCCUCUCUUCAAAAGAGAUUAGCCUAAAAGGUUUUAUCUGGAGAAGCUUGAACUACCGUCUGGUAAGGAUAGAGUUCUUUAACAGGACGGAAAUAGUCAUCAGUGAUAAACUCUCCUAUACUCGAAUGACCCCCUCUGAGAGAGCAGCAGAUAACCGUCGGUCAUCGGACAAUAUUCGACUAAACUAUUCCCAGUAUCCGGAAAUAUCCUUACUGUAGUUAGAUAGAGAUUAAAUUCCAAGCUGAAGAUCUGCAGAGUACAUCUGCUUAAAAUGAGGAGUUAAAAGUCACAGUAAUGAAUGGCUGACACACUUAGACCUGAUUUUUGAUUUCUCCCGAUAAAAUGGUGACCUGGUCGUGCAAAAAAAAAAAAUUGCAGUACCGGCCUCAACUACACUUGUCGACACUUAGCUUAAAAAGCCUCUCUGACCUCUUCCAACCUACAGAGGGGAAAAUGAAGCUUUCUCUCCACCACUCCCUCCACGCAAUGUUAUGCCGCUGUUCGAGCUUCCUGUAGAAAACAACAAAUACCCCAACUUUGAAUGGAGGAGACGUGGGGUGUGGAUUGUUUUGUUCUCCGAAGUUACCCCAUUUGAGGACAAUUUCUCAACAAUGAUGUCGCCGACAGCAGGUUCUGUUAAGGGGUUCAUGUCCUUUAAAAUUAUGAUUCUCCUAUGUAGGGAGCGGCGUCAUUUACUUGAUGUUUGUUUUUCAGGGGGUCAUCGUCGGUAGUGGUCUUGACUGGGCGUCUGACGACGACAUGAAGCGACUUGUUCUCAGUCUUGGAGAGGUUUUGGAAUUCGCUGCGUAACGCAUGCGCCAAUUCAGGAGGAGAGCUCAACUGUCAUCUACCACAAGUAGGAGAGUGGAUCAUUUAUGAUACACAUACCUAGCCUAAGCCUAAGUUGAGAGACGUGGACUGUCUUUACCAAACUGUUUAAAGUGGGAUCUGGGACUUUGUGACGUAAUAGACUGUACAUCAAACACUAAAGUGGAGCCUCGAUAAAUAGAAUUCCCCGCUAACUCGAACUAAGUCCCAUUUCCCUUGGAUUUCACCCCACUUUUCAGUCAGUUUUACUCCGCUAACUCGAACUAAAUUCCCUUUCACAUCAAAAAUUCACUGAAAUUUACGUCAACAACUCGAAUUUUGUGCAACUCCACUCGAAUGCCAUCCAUUAGCUGCCAACACUCGUCAACACUACAGCAAUCUGAUUUUAAUUGGUGCAAAAAACGGAUCACCUCUUAUCAUAAAAAAUGCCUUACGAAAUAAGUUAAAUUUUUUCUACACUAUACACUGAAGGGCUG